UCCAGCACUGACUUAGUGCCAGGAGGCCACCGUGUCAGCAAGCUGAGAGGGAAACUGAGGCAAGAUGUCGGGCCGGAGCGGGAAGAAGAAAAUGUCCAAGCUGUCACGUUCAGCCAGGGCUGGGGUCAUCUUCCCGGUGGGGAGGCUGAUGCGUUACCUGAAGAAAGGGACGUUCAAGUACCGAAUCAGCGUGGGUGCUCCCGUCUACAUGGCCGCAGUCAUCGAAUACCUGGCAGCGGAAAUUCUAGAAUUGGCUGGGAAUGCCGCAAGGGACAACAAGAAGGCCCGGAUAGCCCCAAGACACAUCCUGCUGGCAGUUGCCAAUGAUGAAGAACUCAAUCAGCUGCUAAAAGGAGUGACCAUUGCCAGCGGGGGUGUCCUGCCCAGAAUUCACCCUGAACUGCUGGCCAAAAAGCGAGGGACCAAAGGCAAGUCGGAAACUAUUCUCUCCCCUCCCCCAGAGAAGAGAGGAAGGAAGGCCACGUCGGGCAAGAAGGGAGGCAAGAAAUCCAAGGCUGCCAAACCACGGACGUCCAAAAAGUCCAAACCAAAGGACGGCGAUAAAGAAGGAACUUCAAAUUCCACCUCUGAAGAUGGGCCAGGGGAUGGAUUCACCAUCUUGUCUUCUAAGAGCCUUGUUCUAGGGCAGAAGCUGUCCUUGACCCAGAGUGACAUCAGCCAUAUUGGCUCCAUGAGAGUGGAGGGCAUUGUCCACCCAACCACAGCCGAAAUUGACCUCAAGGAAGAUAUAGGUAAGGCCUUGGAAAAAGCUGGGGGGAAGGAGUUCUUGGAAACGGUAAAGGAGCUUCGCAAGUCCCAGGGCCCUUUGGAAGUUGCUGAAGCUGCCGUCAGCCAGUCCAGCGGACUUGCAGCCAAAUUUGUCAUCCACUGUCACAUCCCUCAGUGGGGUUCCGACAAAUGUGAAGAACAGCUUGAAGAGACCAUCAAAAACUGCCUGUCAGCAGCAGAGGACAAGAAGCUGAAGUCAGUGGCGUUCCCGCCCUUCCCCAGCGGCAGAAACUGCUUCCCCAAACAGACGGCAGCCCAGGUGACCCUCAAAGCCAUCUCGGCCCACUUUGACGACUCGAGUGCAUCCUCGCUGAAGAAUGUCUACUUCCUGCUCUUCGACAGCGAGAGCAUCGGCAUCUACGUGCAGGAGAUGGCCAAACUCGACACCAAGUAGCCGCCCCACACCCGCCCGGCGGGGCCACGCUUACCAACAGGAAUCAGGAGCAUCAAAGUCGCAGGAGCCGGGUUUCAUUGUUUAAAAGGAGAGAGGAGGGGUGACGGCAGGGGAGCGGAGGGCAGCGGAAAGGGAAGCGGGUAGCAGAGGCUGCUGGAGCAGGUCCUGCCCACGGGAAGAGCCCUCUGCAUUUUAUAUUCUCGUUAAAAAGAGCCUCAGUCCGUAAUUAACCAGGUCUCCACGAGGGGUUUCUUUCCAUGUGUUUUCUUCCUGUUGUUUUAGAAAUUUUUUAAAAAACAGACUUCGUUUUAGAUUUAUAGCAUUGACUUUUACACACACACAAAAAUCCUUUCGAAAUUCUUAUAAUCUUCUGUUUCUCCUUUUUGCAAGGGAAGAGGGCAGAAAAGUGAGUCGGGCUUUUUGGCUGUCUGUGUUCAGUGAUGGAGAAAAUCAGAAAGGCAUCUCACUGGUGCUUUUCUUUCCUGUUUCAGUGCCCCCACCCCUCCCCCUGUAAUAUCUGUUAACUACUCCCACAAAGGUUUUGCUUCAGGCUUUUUUUUGUUGUUUUUUUUAAAGAAAAAGAAAAUGAAAAGAAAAAAUAAAAGAUCCAGUGUCUUUCUUA
Vicugna pacos (alpaca) is the source of this 1805-nucleotide messenger RNA. NCBI's taxonomy places the organism in Eukaryota, Metazoa, Chordata, Mammalia, Artiodactyla, Camelidae. The record is from RefSeq and is a predicted model, not a curated record.